GUAGCACAAAGAGGGUAGUCUUAUUUCUCGCUCCUGAGACGAGACUUUCUGGCCUGACCGCGUGGUGCCGUACUAAUAAUCCGAGGACCAAAGAUUGAGCUAUGGCCACUUAGUGCUAAUGCGUUACUGGAUUAGCGACCAUGACGUAUCAAUGGCAAAGCGAGUGCAAUCCCAUUCGACAAUGUCGGUGGAUUGGACCCGUCACUAGUCAAGCCUGCCACGUCAGCAUUCCCAGGAUCCUGGGGCACAGGGAGCGGCGCGUCAGCCAAGGGAUUGCCGCCACGUUGGACGGAACAUGCGGCUGAGAAGAGCUCAGGAUAUGGGCGAAAUCCCAACUCCCACUCGCAGGAUUGGGGGGGUGGCAAGCCGCCCCCUCCUGUGGACUCCAAGAAAGGUACUCCCUCGAAAGCAGCAGCAGCAGGCACAAGCGGAGAGAGAUGGCUUUUCCAGGAGGAAUGGGUUCAGGGAGAGAGGCUCUGGCGCUUAUAACGAGGACGACUGCUACGCUGCCGCUAAUGAUGAAGGUUAUAACGAGGACGACGUUUACAAUGACAACGAGACUUUUGGUAGGAACAGGGAUUACACUGUGACCAAGGGUUACAAUGAAGACGAGAUGUACAGUAACGAGGAUGUGGGAAGAGUGAGACGAGGAGAGGAGAGAAGAGGAGAAGGGGAGGGGGAAGAGGAGGAAGAGGAGGAGGAGGAUGAUGACGAUGAUGAUGAUGAUGAUGAUGAUGUUGCAAUUGCUGUUGCCACCGAUGCCAUUGCUGUUGAUGACAACGGGCACGUGCAGGGCAGGGGGCCGAGUGGAGUAUGCGGGGAUCAUGGUGCUGAAUUGAGUCCGGAAGGCAUUGGAGACGGAGCGAAAGGGAAGGUGAAGAAGGGGAGAGCGAAGGCUGAGAAGCCCAAGAAACCCAAGAAGCAAUCUAAGGAGGAGAAGGAGAAGAAUGUGAAAAAGGGGUUGAAGGGGGGGAAGGGGGAGAAAGGGGGGGAGAAGGUAACGAAGACAAAGAAGAAGCAGCAAGGGCAGCAGCCGCUGCAGCAGGAGCGGGGUGAAGGGGAGGUUUUUGACCGUCAGAUGGAGCAGUACAAGCGAUCGCAGUCGUUGGAUCACGGCACACAUGCCGCCCAGCUGGCAUCUGCUGGGGACCAUCCUCUGCCGCACAACCUCAGCUUCGUGUCCCCCCCACACCACCACCCCAAUCAUGUGUCGCCAUCCAAUCAUCCCUACCCGCCGCCCAACCAUGUCUCCCCACCGCAUCUUGCUCCCGUGCAACACCAUGCAUCGCUGCCUAAUCGCAUCUCGCCACCCCAGUACAUGUCCUCGGCCAAUCACACAUCUCCACCUCAUCAUGGCAUGGACCAUGGGUUAGGGCGUGGAAUGAUGGGGACCGAUGUCAGCCAUGGGUUGGGGCAAACGCACAGGCCAACGCAUGGGCCAAUGCACGGGCAAACGCACGGGCCAAGGCACGGGCAGCAUCAAGGGCACCACAUGCGGCAGAGCGUGGGUGAGGAGGAGGAGGAGGAGGAGCACGGUGGUGGUGAUAGAAGGGAGAAGGACAGGUGGCGCAACGUGAUUGGGCGGCCGUUGGAGCGGGUGGAGGAGAGAUACGAGAUGGUGGGCGAGGUGGUGGGGCGGGGGUACUUUGGGGACGUGGUGGCGUGUAGGGAGCGGCGCACGGGCGAGUACAUGGCGUGCAAAGUGAUCAAGAAAGACAACAUCAUGAGCGAGGACGAUGCGGAGGACAUCACGAAUGAGGUGGCGGCGCUGGAGACAGUGAGAGGGCAUCCGCACAUCGUGCAGCUUAUGGAGACCAUCGAGGACGAGGAG
Molecule: messenger RNA, 1831 nt
Organism: Closterium sp. NIES-67
Lineage: Eukaryota; Viridiplantae; Streptophyta; Zygnematophyceae; Desmidiales; Closteriaceae
Source: the annotation of a GenBank genome assembly